AUGGAUUUUAAUAAUACGCAAGAUUCAAAUAAACGUGGAUUUAGUUUAUUUGGAAAUUAUAAUUUACAUGAACCAGCUAAUAAUGUUCCAGUUCAUUCAACGCCUGGUACAAAUUCUUUAUCACCUUAUUUAAAUUUUGAUCCAAAAUUAUUAAAUCCCGGUGAAUCUCAAUUUAUUUUGCCUGAAGGACAAAAAGAAAAACGUGGUAGACUUGAAUUAAUGUUUUUUACAAUUGGUGGCUCUGUUAUUGCUGGAAGUUUAAUUGGUAGUGCAUCAGGAUUAUAUCGUGGUUUACGUGAAACUCGAGAUUUAACUGGAUCUGUACGAACUUCAUCAAUUAUUAAUUAUGUUGGUCGUCAAGGUGCUACCACUGCUUCUGCAAUGGGCUCUAUUGCAUUAAUCUACAGUUUAAUUGGUACUGGUAUUAGUUGGGCACGUGGUAUCGAUGAUGAAUUAAAUACAGUUGCUAGUGGUGGUCUUACUGGUCUUCUUUAUCGAUCAACAGCUGGUUGGAAAGGCGCUUUUCGAGGCAGUCUUUAUGGUUUAGGAAUAUCAUCGUUAUAUGUGCUUGUUACUUCUAGAGAACGUCUUCAUCCAUAUGUGUAG
Rotaria sordida is the source of this 606-nucleotide messenger RNA. The record is from the annotation of a GenBank genome assembly. NCBI's taxonomy places the organism in Eukaryota, Metazoa, Rotifera, Eurotatoria, Philodinida, Philodinidae.